This is a messenger RNA of Glycine soja, 1252 nucleotides long. Its product is annotated as LOB domain-containing protein 38-like. The record is from RefSeq and is a predicted model, not a curated record. The transcript has 2 exons. Bases 246 to 929 code for a protein of 227 amino acids. NCBI's taxonomy places the organism in Eukaryota, Viridiplantae, Streptophyta, Magnoliopsida, Fabales, Fabaceae. Gene Ontology annotation, biological process: regulation of gene expression.
AACCCCACUUCCCCCAACACCUGCUCUCCCCUCCCUUUAUUUAUAUCCCACCCAAACUACCAUUUGCAUUCUCUCUCUCUCUCUCUUAGAUAGCUAAAUUUUUCAUUAGUAUUCCUUGUAGGCCACCUAGCUUUCCUCUCUUCUUACUAUUUUUGUGUUCAUGUGAAGGUUAAUUGAAACAUAAAGACACACUCACACACCCUGGGUUCAUAAAUUUCAUUUUGCAGUAACAACAAAAAAUAAGCAUGAGUUGCAACGGGUGCCGCGUUCUUCGAAAGGGAUGCAGCGAGUCCUGUAUGUUGCGCCCUUGUUUGCAGUGGAUCGAAACCGCCCAAGCUCAAGGCCACGCCACUGUCUUCGUCGCCAAAUUCUUCGGCCGUGCCGGCCUCAUGUCCUUCAUUUCCAACGUUCCAGAAAAUCAAAGACCCGCGCUGUUUCAGUCGCUGCUCUUCGAAGCGUGCGGGAGAACGGUGAACCCCGUGAACGGCGCCGUGGGACUUCUCUGGACCGGGAACUGGCACGUUUGCCAGGCCGCGGUGGAGACGGUGCUCCGCGGUGGCACGCUGAGGCCCAUGCCGGAGCUCAUGGGCCUCGACGCUCCCGCCGCCGCGGCCACCGAUGAAGCAUCGGAGGCCGAAGUGGCCUGCACCGACACGUGGAGGAUCCGAAACCCGAACCCGAAUUGCCGGUUCACAAGCUCGCGGUCCUCCGGCUGCGGCGGCGGCGGCAAACGCAAGCGGUCGGAGGAGCUGGCAAAGCUUCAGGCGCAGCCGAAUCUCGAUCUCCGGCUGACGCCGGUUUUUUCGCAGAAGGUUGAGAGCCGCCGGCCGGAAUCUCCGUCGAUGACAUCGGUGGAAUCCGGAACGACGACGGAGAACAGAUUUGGGGAUCAGUGGGGUCACCGGAAAGUUCUCAACCUUUUCAUUUGAGAACUCUCCUAUAUGUUUCUUCGAGGGUUAUGUUUUUUGUGAAUCUAAUUAACGAGUUAUUAUUAGUUUUGUUUUGUUGUUGUAAUAGUCCUUUUGUUUUUGGAGGGGUUGUUCCCGGAUUUGAAGUCCGGCGAGUUUUGGUGAGACACUGGCACAGGAUUUCUCUAGAGAGAAAAAUGAGAGUUAGUCGGUGGUGAUCCCUUUUAUUUUUUAUUUUUUUUCUGUCAAACAUGGAAUAUGUAAACAGUCCUGUGGUCGUCCGUGGCAUGAAUAUUAUUAAUAUGAAAUUAUGAAUAAAGACUAGAUAUAACGUUUGUUUUUAA